AUGACAGACGAUACAUCAAGGCAUCAAGUUUUUUUGCUGGGAGCAGGCAGUGUUGGUAAAACUUCAAUUUUAAAUCAAUAUAUGAAAGGGAAUUUUACCGAAAUUUACACAGAAACUGUAGAAAAUAUUCAAACGCAACCUUACAGUGUAAACGGAAAUAUCAAAUAUGUUGACUUUAUAGACACUGCCGGAAGCAUUGCAUUUCCAGCAAUGAGACAGAUAUACAUUUCUAAAGCAAACGGGUUUAUUCUAGUGUACGCAAUUGACGAUGCUUAUUCGUUUAGAGAAGUAGUAAGAAUAUGGGAACAGAUUAAAUGCGUUCGCAAAAACGUAUUAACUAUCCCAUGUGUUGUUGUAGGAAACAAAAUUGACAAUGACAAUAAGAGGCAGAUAGAAACAUUCGAUGCACUCGAGUGGGCCUUUAAUCAAAAUCUUGGAGGAUGUUUUCUUGAAGUCUCAACUAAAGAGGGUGGGAACGUCAAGGAUAUUUUCGACAUUCUUCUGGAACAGUUCGGAAACACAAGGGCUCCCCAAACUGGUCGAUUCACUAUUCGAUCUACAAGCUUAUCAAGGAAACCAGUGGAAGAUGAGGGAUUCAGACUAAAACUUAGAAAGAAAAGGUUCGACAAAAUGGUGGCAUACGACAAAGUUGUUUCUUCUACUAAAGUUUUUCAACAGGUUGCGUUCACUGGUUAUAAGAAAAACACCAUUUAUCGUUUGAAACCAGAACCAAAACUGCGCUCCAACAAUGCAUUGGCAAGGAAAAAAAGUUUUGGUAAAAAUGACGAAAAACCUUCUAAUGUUAGAAGCACAAGUGUACCAACAGGCAAUGAAAAAAUUUCUGCGACUAGACAACUUGCAAGGAAAAGCAUGGAGGAUUUAUACUCUUAUAAAACCACAAGAUAUGAACAAGGGAGUAAUGAAAACGAGUCUAAAACUAAAAUAAAUGGCAAUACAGGACUAUUCGCAAAGGUACGAAAAUACUUCCGUAGAUCUAGUACGUAA
Molecule: messenger RNA, 1005 nt
Organism: Mytilus trossulus (common blue mussel)
Lineage: Eukaryota; Metazoa; Mollusca; Bivalvia; Mytilida; Mytilidae
Product: ras-related protein Rap-1b-like
Exons: 1
Coding region: 1-1005 (334 amino acids)
Molecular function (GO): GTPase activity; GTP binding
Source: RefSeq, a predicted model, not a curated record